Molecule: messenger RNA, 1581 nt
Organism: Dibothriocephalus latus
Lineage: Eukaryota; Metazoa; Platyhelminthes; Cestoda; Diphyllobothriidea; Diphyllobothriidae
Source: the annotation of a GenBank genome assembly
CCCGGCACUCUGCCAACCUUGGCCAGCAUAGUUAAUCAAGCCCAGCGGGACUCCUCGGCCGAGUUGCUGAAGAAGGUUCUGGCACAGCAGGAAGUGCCGGAGGAUGGGGAAAAGACCGGAGGCGGGGGGAAGCCGCCACCUUCACCGGCGCCGAGUGCGGCCACUACGCUGACUGAGAUGAAGCCGGAGAAAAUUGGUUUUGACACGCCCGAGGUGAUUGAAGCCAUCUUCAUGCACUGUCUCAUUUGGACUAUGGCAGGGCCACUGAAGCUGGAAGAUCAGUAUAUCGUCGAUGAGGCCAUCAAGACCCUCUCCGGACUGCCCAACCUGGAUGAAGGCGAGGGCAUGCCCUCUGUGAACCCCGGUGUUAUUCCAAGUCAUUUCCCUCACCUCCUGGACUAUAUGUUUGACUUGGAGGAGUUCAAGUGGGUAGCUUGGCGUCGUCUUGUUCCGGAGUAUGUCUACCGAAAUGACCUACCAUAUCCCGAGAUUCUGGUACCCACCGUGGAGACGGUGCGGCUGGAAUGGAUCUUGAAAGAGAACUUCCUGCUGAAUCGGCCGAUUCUGAUUGUCGGCGACACGGGAACCAGCAAGACGGCAACAGCUCUGGCCACCAUUCAAAGUUUGAAUCCGGAGACUACCACCUCGUUGGUAAUUAACUUCUCCUCCAGGACGACAGCAAAGGAUGUCCUCCGAAGCUUGAAUGCGAACGUUGAAAAGCGGUCAAAGGGUGUUUAUGGUCCAAUGCCUGGCAAGAAACUCAUUGUCUUCAUUGAUGACCUGAACAUGCCCCAGGAAGAUACAUACGGCACCCAGCAGCCCAUUGCCCUGAUGCGGAUGAUACUAGGUCGCGGUGGGUUAUUCGAACAGGGCAAGGACUUGGUGUGGCGAUCGCUGAAAGACAUGACAUAUAUGGGUGGCAUGGGUCCGCCUGGCGGUGGCCGACGCUCUCUAGAUCCCAGAUUCACUUCCUUCUUCUCCCUCUUCUACUGCCUCCAACCCUCGGCGGACAGUUUAACCAAGAUCUUUGGCAGCAUUAUCUCGGGCUACUUUUCAAACGGCUUCUCUAAGAAGCUUCAGAGUAUGGUUGAGGGUCUCACACAAAUGAGCAUUGAAUCGUACUUUAUCAUAAAAGAGAAGAUGCUACCGACACCGGCAAAAUUCCACUAUACCUUCAAUCUUCGAGACAUUUCUCGUCUCUUCCAGGGAAUGUGCCAGGCCUCUCCUGAUCGUUUCAAGGGGCCAAAGAAAAUUCUUCGUCUCUGGCGUCAUGAGGCCCUGCGCUCUUAUUAUGAUCGUCUAAUUAACGAUACUGACAGAAACACUGUCAUGGGUAUUCUACACGAAACGAUGGACAAGUACUUCCCGGGCGAUAUUGCGUAUGCUCUCAUGGAUCCGCUAAUUUUUGGUGAUUAUUGGUCAGCAGCGCUUGAAGAGGAGACCAAAUUCUACGAAGAUAUUCAGGACUAUGACGUAUGCAAGGCUGUCGCCGAAGAGGUAUGUGCCUUUAUACUCCUCCCCAUCCCCACUCCACCCUCCACCCACGAGACUGACAGCUGCGUGCCUGAAUUCCUAGUAUAG